Thalassophryne amazonica is the source of this 1518-nucleotide messenger RNA. RefSeq names its product diablo homolog, mitochondrial-like. Lineage: Eukaryota; Metazoa; Chordata; Actinopteri; Batrachoidiformes; Batrachoididae. The record is from RefSeq and is a predicted model, not a curated record. Gene Ontology annotation, cellular component: mitochondrion. The transcript is spliced from 6 exons. Gene Ontology annotation, biological process: neuron apoptotic process; intrinsic apoptotic signaling pathway in response to oxidative stress. Bases 118 to 831 code for a protein of 237 amino acids.
UAGUUGCCGUCUUAAAAUUCUCCGACAGAAAUAGUGGUUUAUUUUUUGACUGCAAAACAAAGAGGAACUUUAACUCUUGAAGACGGCGUCACGGACGUUUUAUUGUGGCGCACCAACAUGGCUGCGCUCAAGAGAGUGUCCGCCUGUUUCUGUUUUCUCAGGCGUUCUGCAAGCGUCCUGUUCAACAGAAAUCCUGCAGUACAGAAAUUGGGAAAAUGGACAAACCUUUUGAACAUAAGUGCAGUCUCUUUGGCUGUGGGUGCUGGGCUGUGUGCUGUCCCUUUUACGCAGGUGGAAAACCUGUCUCAUGACUCCCUGGUCAGAAGAGCGGCCUCAUUGGUUACAAACAGUUCCAGCACUUUUCUCUCACAGACCACACUGGCUCUGAUAGAUGCCUUUACAGCAUAUGCUAAAGCUGUGCACACUCUCAUUGCUCUGCAAAGACGAUAUUUGGCUUCAUUGGGAAAACUGACGUCAGCAGAGGAGGAUUCCAUCUGGCAGGUGAUCAUUGGCCAGCGUGCAGAGGUGAGUGACAGACAAGAUGAAUGCAAGCGUUUCGAGUCAACGUGGGAAAGUGCAGUCAGGCUGUGUGAAAUGGCUGCUGAGGCAUCGUACACCUCAGGAGCUGAGCAAGCGUCCAUCACAGUGAGGACAAACAUUCAGGUGGCUCAGUCACAGGUGGAGGAGGUGCGGAAGUUGUUGGUGGAUGCAAACAAAAAGCUGGCUGAAACUAAAGUGAUGGAGAUCCAAAGGAUGGCAGAAUAUGCUAGCUCCUUAGAGAAGAACAAAGAUGAUGAAGACAUUCCUGAGGCUUAUCUCAGAGAAGAUUAAAAUCAGUUCCUAUAGAUAGGAAAUAGAAUAAAGCAUUAAAAAAAACUUUAUCUUCUUGCAAAAUGGUGACAGGGUGCACACACUUUGAAUAGACAUUUGAAUUUCUUUUUAAACAACCCUAUAAUCUGUCUGUCUCUCUCUCAACAAAUUUUAAUCUAAUAGGCUUGCCAUGUUAGGCUUAAUGAAUAUAUUACCUGACUUUAUGUGCUCCUGUCAGUAAAAAUACAUUGCAGUGCCGAAGAAGGGACUAAAUGUACUGCUGAGUGUCAUUUGUCAUUUCUGUUUAAGAGGUGGAUAAAAGUAUUAGUUUGAGUCAUGUAACACAAUGUUAUGGUUUGCAAAGCAGAAGUUCACUCUGUACUUGUGAACAGGUGCUUCAGAUUUCUCCAAAAUAUUGAAGUUGUAUAUGCUAAAUUAGCCAUAAGUAUUUACAGUUAGAGUGCCUUUUUCUGCAUUAACAUGGAGACAGAUUAGCUUCACCUAACUUGUAUGCGCUGCCUCUCAUCAUUCUUUUGUAGGGUAACCUUAAGAUGCUGAGACAAACAUGCACACAAUUGAUGGGUAUUUAAUAACUUGCAGCAUAGGUUUGACUUUGCAAAACAUUCUGUGUGAUUUGACUUGUAUGUGUGUAUUUUAUUGGGUUUUGUGGUAAUGACAAGACGCUGAAUAAAUUAUUUCAUAUAUUUC